Molecule: messenger RNA, 195 nt
Organism: Miscanthus lutarioriparius
Lineage: Eukaryota; Viridiplantae; Streptophyta; Magnoliopsida; Poales; Poaceae
Source: the annotation of a GenBank genome assembly
AUGGAGAAGAGGUACAGUAGGAAGAAGAUUGCAAGGCAGUGGGAGGAUGGCAUCCUUCUAGGUGUACUCAAGGAUCUCAAUGCCAUUAGCAAAAAUUUGAAUGUAGUCAAGGUUGCAACCUGUGAUGAUGGCAUUGCAGAGGUCACAAUAUUAGAUGACUGGAACAACCAGAAAAAGGCACACAGUGAAUCUUGA